CGACCCGGAUUAAUGGCAUCGCUCAUUAUCAGUUUGCCAUCGUUUAUUUCAAUUACACAGUGGAAAUUGAACUUCAUCUGAUCACAUAACUGAUAACAUAUUCAACAGAUGUUUUGGAAUUAGUCUGCCAGUUCAUUAAUACCGGGUAUAUCUGUAUCAACACACUUCAAGCGAGCCUGGGGUGUUGACAACAUCAAAAUGGAAUAUUGACGUCACGCAGAGAACUGGGAUCACUGUUCAGCUGGCAAAACCUUGACUUCUGACUCUAUCAGCACUGCAAUAAAAAGAUCAAAGAUUCAUACUCAAAAUAAGAUAAAUCUGACCAUAAAAUAGAUAGAAAACCGAUUGCUUCAUUUGAUUAAGGUUGAUACGAAAUGAACAUAAAAACAAGUUGACCCUCUUGAGAAAGAGAAGAAUCAAUGAUCUUGGCUCUAAUCAAGGAUCUCUGAACAACCGUAAGUGGUCAUUAGAUUUGGCGAUUGCCAGCGAAGAACUUUUGGCAGGUGUUACCUCAGAUGAGGUAGAUAAACUUAUUGGAAUUAAGGAACUAUAAGCUUCUCAUUUGCGUGCAUGAUCAGCUUUAAUAUUGGAUUCUAGUUCAACUUGAACAUUCCCUGGUUGUAUAUCUAUAGAUUUUCUAUAUAAGUGAAAUACGGUGAUCGUGUGAAGUGGGGAUAUAGCUAAACACCAUUGAUCUCAUUCAUGGAAGAAUAUUAAUUUACAUUUAGACACCAAAGGAAGUGAAUUAGAUAUUCCCAGGCUUGAGAUUCUUCAAACACAAACGCGUAGGAAUGAGAUUUUAAUUGGACGUCUUCUAUUCCCAAGAGAAACCUGCAGUGUUGUUUUACAUGGCUUCGCCCGUGUAAACGUUUCAGAGAAAUCACUCAUAUUAAAAUCUCAUAUUUUACUUAUUGGAUGGAAGUUUAAAAGCUUGGAUAAAUAGCAGUUACAUUUUUGUGGAAGGAAUUAAUUGAGUGUAAAUAAGAGUCAUAAUUAAUCAGAAGGUGAAUGAAAAAUAGAUAUAUUGAUUAAUAAUGUAAAAACAACCACCAGGCGUUAGUUAUUCAAUACAGAAAAUGUGGAUGUGCUAACACCAAUAAUUGAACUCAGUUUUCAACGCAUUUCGGCAAUGGCGGACGAAAAUACGCGCCACAGACUAGUUAUUCUUGGUUCUGGUAGAGUGGGUAAGACAUCAAUUAUAACACGCUUUGUGAACUCUGAAUACUCGGACACGUACAAGGAAACGGUCGAGGAUCUUUACUGCCGAGAGUUUGACAUCAAAGGACAAACCUUAAAAGUUGAUAUUUUAGACACAGCUGGGAAUUUGACAUUUCCCGCCAUGAGAAGAUUAUCAGUGUCAACGGCGCAUGCGUUUCUCUUAGUAUACGCAGUGGACAAUGCUGGUUCCCUAGAGGAAAUAAAACAAAUACGGGAGCAAAUCAAAGAACAAAGAGAUAACUAUGAAAGUAUCCCAUGUGUUGUUGUAGGCAACAAGUCUGACCUAGAGGACGAUGCCAGACAGGUGAACAAAGACGAUGUUGUUGAGUGGGCUGUUAAGGAACAGCUGGAAAAUGUUCUGUUUGAAAUUUCAGCCAAGGAAAACUAUGGCAUAAAGGAGAUCUUUAAGAAACUAUUGGACCAGGCUAAAAUGAUGAAUAUUAUUCCAGUUCCGGAGACAAUAUUAAACGAUGCCGAAUCUAACUCCCUCAUUCGUAGACUGAGUGGACAUACACAUAGAAAAAACUCUGAUAAAGCCCCGAAUGGCGAGAGCAAGAUGAUGAGCAAGAGCAGGAGCCUUAUAAGGAGAACGAGUAAACCUAAAGUGAAGAGCAGUCGCGAUCCGACUAAAAAUGACUGUAUACUGUCAUAACCAAUCAUUCCAGAUUUGCUCAUGCGUUUGGUAUUCUACCCAGAAGAAGAUAUUUCCAAAACUUUCAAUAUCGAUCAUCAAGGUCACUUGGUAGACAUGAUAAGUCACAUGACGUGUUACGUGUCACAUGAUCGAGUUUUAUGUAGAAUCAAUAUGUCAGUUUUUAUUUUCAUUUCUCUGAUAUAACAGUUUUGAUCAUCAUGGUUUAACUUUGUUUGAUCUGCUUUUACAUAUAUUUCAAAAUCGGAAUACAGCCUCCUAUAGGUCACGGCCACUGAUGAAAUGUUGGAUAGAGAUUCAAGUCCACAAAUAUCAGUUUCUGUUUGAAAACGUGAAAUAUUCGUCAAUUUAGAAAGCUUCUACUGUUAUUGUGGAUGUGUGUCUAGCUGAAUAGCCCAGAUACGAGGCUAUUAAGAAUUUACAAGAGUAUUAUUAGAUAAUACCCCCACUUCCAAUUACCCAAUCGACUUUGACACAGAACGAAAUGCUAAACUGACCAAUUUCUGUCAUAUU
Molecule: messenger RNA, 2383 nt
Organism: Owenia fusiformis
Lineage: Eukaryota; Metazoa; Annelida; Polychaeta; Sabellida; Oweniidae
Source: the annotation of a GenBank genome assembly